AUGGGCAAAGCCAAGAAAGCAAAAUCAAAUUCAAAAGCAUCAGUCAAAGCAGCUAAAAAAGAAAAACAAGCUAAAAAAUUAGAACAAAAAUCAAAAAAACAAAUUAAAGCUGAAAAAGUUGCAGAAGAAGAAGACCUUUUAGUUACAUUAGAAGAAUUUAGAAAGAAAUGGGAAGAUGAUCAUAAAGUUACUGAAGAUCUGAUCGAUGGUCCUCCAAGUAGAAGAGCCAAUGCUUCAUUAACUCCUGAUCCAGUUAACCCACAUCUUUGGUUAUUUGGAGGCGAAUUCUUUGAUGGAACUCACGCAUUUUUCUACAACGAUUUAUAUCGGUUUUCACCCGAUAAGAAUGAAUGGAGAAGAUAUAGUUCACCAACAUUUCCAGGACCUAGGUCUGCUCAUCAAAUUGUAGCAACACCAGCAGGUGGUGGAAAACUUUGGUUGUUUGGCGGAGAGUUUGCAUCAGUCAAUCAAACUUCAUUUCAUCAUUACCGUGACUUGUGGUGUUUUGAUCUAGGGACUCAUACAUGGGAAAGAAUUAAUACAAAGCUCAUGCCAUCGGCUCGUAGUGGACAUCGAAUGACGGUCUGGAAACAAUGGAUUGUACUGUUUGGCGGCUUUCACGAUGUGGGAAUCCGUACCAAUUAUUUGAAUGAUCUUUGGUUAUUUGACACUCUCGAGUACAAAUGGCAACAAUUCACUGUUAAAGAUACUGAACGAUGGCCAAGUCCUCGAUCAGGGUUCAGUCUCUUAUCUACACCAGAGGGGAUAGUCUUACAUGGCGGGUAUUGUAAGAUCUAUACCACCAAGACGAAAUCAAAAGGUGUUGCCUUGGACGAUACAUUCUUUCUCAAAUUAGAUUCGACAAAGGCAGAUUGGAUGAAGACUUUGAAGUGGGAUAAACGGAAGAAAGUUGGAACGAUGCCAAAUCUCAGAAGUGGAUCUACAAUGGUGAAUUGGGUAAACAAAUCCAUGGGGAUCGGUUUUGGAGGAGUAUUAGAUGUAGCAGAUGAAGAAGAAGGAUUAGUCAGUGAAUUUUAUAAUGACUUGUACGCAUACCAGUUGACUGGAAAUGGUCGAUGGAUGAUACUCAAUCUCAAAAAGAAGAAGAAACCUGGUCAAGCAAAGCGUAAGAAGGCUCAAAACCAAGAGCAAGCGCCUGAUCAUUCACCACCGAAACAGGAACCUGAAGAGAUGAUCGAAGACGAAGAUUUGGAUGAUGAGGAACGGGCUGAAGAAGCUAGAUUGAGAGCUGAACAAGCUUUGCGAGAUGAUCUGAAACGUGCCAAAGAGCCACCUGUUCCAUCAGUACCUGCAAAGGCAGAUGAGACACCAGUGGAUGAUAACAUGGAUGAUCCAGAGAAAUCGAUUCCCUUGGCACGAUACAAUCCAAUGCUAGCGGUCUUGAAAAAUACCCUUUACAUUUAUGGUGGGAUAUUCGAGGCUGGCGACAGAGAAUACACUUUACAAUCAUUUUAUUCUCUUGCUCUGGAUAAGCUAGAUCGGUAUAUGUGUUUGCGAGAUGACGAUAUACAUGAGCAUGAGUGGAAUGAGGAAGUUGAAAGUAGCGAGAGUGAUGAUGAGGAAAAUGAAGAUCAAGACGAAAAUGAUAGUGACGGUGACGGUGCUUCUAGUGAAAGUGGUGAUGAUGAAGCUGAAGCUGAAGCUGAAAUUCAUGAAAUGGUGGUAGAUGCAGAUAUCAAGGACGAAGAACAAGCCAAAGAAGAAUUGAGGGCGCGUGCAGAAGCAUUCAUCGGAGUCUCUAAGGGUGCUGAAAGAUCAAUAGAUGAAGUCAUGAGCACACCACUGCCCGGUGAAUCUCUGAAAAAGUUUUAUGAUCGUAGUCGAGAAUACUGGGCACAGAAAGCCCAUACAACUUCUCAGCACCGUGGCAAAGAGCUUCGGAGAGAUGAGGAAUUAACGGCUUUCCCUUUACUUUAUCCACAUGAUGGCCUCAACUACAAAGGCUUUUCUCAUGCUGAAGAACGAUAUAACGAAUACAAACCAUUGCUGGAUGAAAUUGAACGCAUACAGGCCGAAGCUGGCAUCGAAGCUGCAGAUGUUCAGCAUCGCACAGGGCCGGGUGCAAGCGGUGUUGGUCAAGAAAGUCGACAUCGACGAUGA
This is a messenger RNA of Melampsora larici-populina 98AG31, 2121 nucleotides long. RefSeq lists its product as uncharacterized. Bases 1 to 2121 code for a protein of 706 amino acids. The transcript is spliced from 16 exons. Gene Ontology annotation, molecular function: protein binding. The record is from RefSeq and is a predicted model, not a curated record. Lineage: Eukaryota; Fungi; Basidiomycota; Pucciniomycetes; Pucciniales; Melampsoraceae.